This is a messenger RNA of Elephantulus edwardii (Cape elephant shrew), 987 nucleotides long. RefSeq names its product sialic acid binding Ig-like lectin 15 (gene SIGLEC15). The coding region runs from base 1 to 987 and encodes 328 amino acids. Gene Ontology annotation, cellular component: plasma membrane. The record is from RefSeq and is a predicted model, not a curated record. Gene Ontology annotation, biological process: regulation of actin cytoskeleton organization; regulation of bone resorption; regulation of osteoclast development. NCBI's taxonomy places the organism in Eukaryota, Metazoa, Chordata, Mammalia, Macroscelidea, Macroscelididae. The transcript is spliced from 7 exons.
AUGGCUGUUUACAACAGUGUAACCCUGGGAAAACUAUACAUCCCUGCAGGCUCAUUUGUGAGGACUAAAAGAGAUACCACCGAGGACUCAUUCCACACAGAGGCGCACAGCGCGCCGUCGCAGCGCUGGUCCAUGCAGGUGCCGGCAGAGGUGAGCGCGGCGGCGGGCGAGGCGGCAGUGCUGCCCUGCACCUUCACGCACCCGCACGGGCACUACGCGGGGCCGCUGACCGCCAUCUGGCGCGCGGGCGAGCCGUACGCGGGGCCGCAGGUGUUUCGCUGCGCGGCGGCGCGGGGCAGCGAGCUGUGCCUGACCGCGCUCAGCCGCCACGGCCGCUUCCGCCUGCUGGGCAACCCGCGCCGCAACGACCUGUCCCUGCGCAUCGAGCGCCUCGCCGCCGCCGACGCCGGCCGCUACUUCUGCCGCGUGGAGUUCGCGGGCGACGUGCACGACCGCUACGAAAGCCGCCACGGCGUCCGGCUGCGCGUCACCGCAGCGCCCCGGAUCGUCAACAUCUCGGUGCUGCCUGGCCCCGCGCACGCCUUCCGCGCGCUCUGCACGGCCGAGGGGGAGCCGCUGCCCACCCUGGUCUGGUCCGGCCCAAGUCUGGACAACCGCUCAAACGCCACACCAGGCCCGGCUCACGGCCACCAGGUGACCGCCGAGCUGCCGGAGCUGACCCACGACGGGCGCUACACGUGCACGGCGGCCAGCAGCCUGGGCCACGCCGAGGCCAGCGUCUACUUGUUCCGUUUCCACGGCGCCGGCGGGGCCUCGGCGCUCGCCCUGUCGCUUGGCGCUCUCGGCCUCAAGGCGCUGCUGCUGCUCGGCGUCCUGGCUGCGCGCGCUGCCCGCCGCCGCUCAGAGCACUCUGAUACCCUGGACACCUCACCACGGCCCCAGGCUCAGGAGUCCAGCUAUGAAAACUUGAGCCAGAUGGGCCCCCGGACUCCACCAGCAGCCAUGUGUUCCCCAUGUUCUCCUUGA